AUGCGCACCGAGCUUGAGGGUGCGAUUGGUGAGACUGACUCGCACCUGCUGGCAUCUGACAGGCGAAGCGCAUCUGCGAUUGCCCAAGAAAACCUCGGAGCGGGUGCUGAAUUUUCCUCGCCCACUCUGCCCUUGUCUGCCAUGCCGCGCGCGAGAGCUGCCGCCGCCGCCAUUCUGGUUGAAACCUUGCGCGACCCUCGAAACUACGGCCGCACUGUCGGCGUCACUCAUGCAUACGGUGCAUGCUGGACUCGAUCGUCGGCUGACGUGCGAGAUGAUGGGCUGGACUCGACCGACGGCGUCCACCACGGCCGUGUGGUCACCCGUGCGCAAAGAUCGGCGUGCUUGGGCGCAUUGAUGCACCCCAGCCUGCAGGCAUGCUUUUCGUUUCUUCGGGAUGUCGGUGCAGCCGGCCCCACGCAGCAGUCAAGGCUGACCCGCACGUCAGACGAUGCACCUCUCCCGCCCAGCUCACGCCUGUCGCGCCUCGAGCUGGCAGCAUGUCGUGCGUGCAUUGUGAAGGGCUGCCAAGCUUCGCAAAGCCGCUCGGCAUCCGUCGAGAUCCAAAUUGUGAACCAGCGCUGCGAACAAGCAGAGGAGACAGGAGGCAGACAGGAAAAAUCCCAGAGAAACCUCGCUCUCUUGGGCGCGCGCGACAUCGCCGAGCUUCAGUGGGGCGGGCCUCGUUUCUUCGCACGCAUUGCUUGCAUCGCUCCGGUGCAACACGCAAAUGCUCGCUGUGCGUGCGCCCACAAGGGUGCAGAAAAUUCCACACCCCUCGACGCAAUAGUGUCGAUCAUCUUGCAGGCGACCACGCAGCCGCCGUCCACCUCGCCUACAUGCAGCUGUCCCCCUGCCAGCCGGCAUCCGCAAAACACCGACAAGGGUCCACGCAAAGCCAGGAGGAGCUCGACAUCCUCGUCUGCUGCUCACAUUUCCGACACCAUCACCGGCAACAUAUCUACUAGCACAUCAAGAUGGAUCUCGGAGCGUUCGAUAAAGAAAAAGUCGGGUCCCACGCACCCGUACUCGCGAAGAGCCACGCAGCUAGCUAGGGUGGCGCAUCGCAAGGACAAGCUCAACACCGCCAAGGCUAUCCGCGGUCGCUCGUCCAACGCAAAGGUCGACCGCCUCUCCACCCUCAUCCUCAUGCUUCCCGACGAGCUCGAUGCGUUGCCUGAUCUGGCUGCCGUCCAUGCUUUCGUCGCAGACACCUUCCUCACACGCCACGAGGACGAGCUCCAAGAACUCAAAGCAGAGCGCAGGCCGGGUCGCCCCCCACACAAGCGCGAGCUCGAGAUCAAGGAGCUCAUGGCAAAGGAGAACCAGGAAUACCUCGAGGGCUUCGAGCUCCCCGACCUCACCAGCGCCACAAACGUCAAAUUGCUGCGCGACUGGCAGGGCGACCCGCAGGCUUUGCCCCUCUUCCGUAUGGUGCGCAUCAGCGCCAGAUACCCUGAACAGUCCAAGCUCAUGCAUCCUGGCAACCACAAGCUCUUGCAGCUUGAGCUGAAGCAGCAGCAAGACGCAAGCUCGGCCGACACCGCCGCCGACAUGGACACCACCACGUCCGACUCCCAAGAUACCAGCUCUUUCCAGCGCGUCGGUGAAUUUGCACAGAUGGGCUGA
Moesziomyces antarcticus is the source of this 1629-nucleotide messenger RNA. RefSeq lists its product as uncharacterized. The transcript has 7 exons. Bases 1 to 1629 code for a protein of 542 amino acids. Gene Ontology annotation, cellular component: nucleus. Lineage: Eukaryota; Fungi; Basidiomycota; Ustilaginomycetes; Ustilaginales; Ustilaginaceae. The record is from RefSeq and is a predicted model, not a curated record.